UCUGCAGCAAGUGGCAGCGGGAAGGGCGGCGGCGCCGUCACGUGAGGGUCGUUCCUGCUCCCGGAGCCGGCGCAGCCUCGCCGCCGUCGACCCCGGCCCGGUCCCCAGCUCCGCCGCGCCUCGCCCCGCGCUCCCAUGCCCAGCAGUGAGGCGGUGCCGCUGGGGCUGGGCGCCUGCCGCAGGUCGGGGGCGCUGGGCGGGAUGCUGGCGCUGGUGGCGCGGGUGCUGGAGUGGCUGCGGUCGCUGUUCUGGAAGGAGGAGAUGGAGCUCACCCUGGUGGGGCUGCAGUACUCGGGCAAGACCACGCUGCUCACCGUGUUGGCGUCAGGGCAGUUCACAGAAGAUAUGAUUCCUACAGUAGGCUUCAAUAUGAGAAAAAUAACAAAAGGAAACGUUACCAUAAAGGUAUGGGACAUUGGAGGGCAGCCAAGGUUUCGAAGUAUGUGGGAGCGUUACUGCAGAGGAGUCAAUGCAGUUGUUUACAUGGUGGAUGCAGCAGACUUAGAAAAAGUAGAAGCUUCAAAGAAUGAGCUACACAGUUUGAUAGAUAAACCACAAUUGCAUGGAAUUCCAGUGUUAGUCCUUGGAAAUAAAAGAGACCUCCCAGGUGCACUGGAUGAAAAGCAGUUAAUUGAGAAAUUAAACCUUUCAGCAAUUCAAGACAGAGAAAUCUGCUGCUAUUCUAUUUCCUGUAAAGAGAAGGAUAACAUUGACAUAACACUACAAUGGCUUAUUCAGCACUCCAAAUCAAGACACUGUUGAAGAAACUUUUUCCUGAGGAUAACUCCCAAUCACUUUGACUCCUGUCACCUACACACAACUGAAAAGAUAAAGAAUACAACUGUGUAUUACCAGGACUCACCGUGGUCGUAUUUGUUAACAGAAGUAAAACUGAGUUAUAGCUUGUCUCUCUAUUUUGGUUCUUUUUAUUGUUUUGUUUUUGUUUUUGUUUUUGUUUUUUUUUAAAUCCAGAUAUUUGUUUGUCUAGGUGAAACUCCUGAAUGCCUUAAUACAAGACUGAAAGAAAUCAAUACUUUUCGGGGCUGAAAUGUUUAAGUUUUUGCAUGUGAAUUGUCAAAUACUUAGUAAUUUUUUCUAAUUUGAAACUGAAUAAACUGCACAGUGGAAACA
This is a messenger RNA of Pezoporus occidentalis (night parrot), 1131 nucleotides long. RefSeq names its product ADP-ribosylation factor-like protein 8B. Bases 136 to 762 code for a protein of 208 amino acids. The transcript has 7 exons. Gene Ontology annotation, molecular function: GTP binding; GTPase activity. Gene Ontology annotation, biological process: anterograde axonal transport; protein transport. The record is from RefSeq and is a predicted model, not a curated record. Gene Ontology annotation, cellular component: lysosomal membrane. Lineage: Eukaryota; Metazoa; Chordata; Aves; Psittaciformes; Psittacidae.